This is a messenger RNA of Notothenia coriiceps (black rockcod), 3491 nucleotides long. Its product is annotated as nesprin-2-like. The annotation marks the transcript as partial. The record is from RefSeq and is a predicted model, not a curated record. The transcript has 12 exons. Lineage: Eukaryota; Metazoa; Chordata; Actinopteri; Perciformes; Nototheniidae.
GACGUCCACAGUCAGCUGUGUAACCACAAGGCUCUGCUGCAGCGCAUCAUGGAGAGCCUGAAGAUGAAAUACUCCGACUCCCUGGUCCCGGUGGAGAUCGAGAGCCAGCUGCAGGAGGUCACACAGUCGCUGCAGCAAGUAGAAGUGAAGGUGGGAGAGGCGGUGGAGAGGAGCGGCCCCGUCCACAGGCUGGGGGCGAAGCUGUCUGAGAUCCAGGCUGGCCUGAUGUCCGUUCAGAAGAGACUUGAACAGAAAAGCCCAAAUGUGACCAUAGCUAAAUUCACUCAGAAGCGUGUGUGGGACGAGCUGGACGUGUGGCACUCGUGUCUGGCGGCGCUGGAGGUGGACAUGCAGGACCUGGAGAACCCUGAGGAGGCGCUGAUGCUCACUGAGAGACUGGUGGAGGUCCAGCAGCUCCACUCGCAGCUGGCCAAACAGGCGGAGCAGAGGACCACCCUCAUCAGCAAGAUCCCAACGUGGCUUCAGGAGCAUCAGGAGAUGAUCAGCAGCUCUAAAAGCUGGAUGGCUGAGGCCAAGUCGUGGCUCGCUACACCCUGCACCUACACCACGGCUAAAUGUCUGAGCAGCCAUGUUCACACUCUGCAGAUGGUGUUGGAUGACUCGGCACAGAUCCGGAAGACUCUGCAGGGCUUCAGCUCCGUCCUGCAGGAGAUGUCUCAGGUUUGCGACGUCACGACUCUACAGGAAAAGCUGCUGGAAGCCGAUCAACAAGUGGCCCACGUUCAGGACAGCUUCACUGCUCCUCUGUCCCACCUGGGCCACGCUGCUGACGAGGUGGAAGCCGUUGAGACUGAAGUCAGGUGUAUGGAGAAUGAUGUGGCUGAGAUCAAGAUCUUAUUGUCUUCUCCGGAGACUUUACCCAGCCCCAAAGAAGAAAGCUUCAAGAACGUUGAGCAGAAGAUCCAGUCCAUGAGGAGGACCAUUACUGAGAUCCAGAAGUGUAAAUCAGACCUGUGUCUUCCAGAGAAGGCUGAAGAGACUCUGACUGUCUUUGCUGUUGUGGAGCAGCUGCAGGCUCUGCUGCUGGAGCUGGAGAAGAAGAUCCCUGCUCUGUUCAUCCAGCAGCCUACAACUCCGGUCCAAACCAGUGCUACGUCUCUUCACCAGACUGCCUCUGGCCCUCAACUCUUCAAAUUCACUUCAGAGGACGCAGAGAAGGAAGGCGUCAGAAUUGUCCGUGUGAAAGAGAACGUGCUGAAGCAGUCCGGAGCGUCGCUGCAGACUGUGGAGCAUUCCUCCGCUGAGCAGAGACAAUCCGCUGACAGAACUCAGAGGGAGCAUCAAGGCGUGCUCCAGGCUGAAGAAGCCAGAGAGUCAAAAGAAAGUGAGGAGCAGAGAGUUGCAGAAGGUGGAGGAGGGGUUUUAUGGUGGCUCUGGGAUGCUUUCCUGGGUGCUCCGCCAGAGGCACAAGAGACUGAAGGGGCCACUGGACAAAGCACUGAACCGACUAAAGAAGACAGACAGGAUGUUGAGCGCCCCACUGACCCCACAGAAGCAAGUUCCUCUGAAGCGUUAUCAAAACCCCUGGGCACAGUCAGAACUCAGACACUGCCUGAGAGCAUGGUAAACACAUCCUCCACCGUAGGAGUCUCCAAAUCCUCCAAAUCCUCCUCUGGCUCCCAGCAGAAAUGUGUAGUCUCCUAGAUCUAGAACUUGUAUCGCUAGAACUUCUGACUUCUUCUUGUGUCAAGCAUUGAACUUCGAGCUUCUUUAAAGCCAUGGGCAGAAAGACCCGUCUCUAGAGGCAAGCUUGGAUUCCUCUGCUUCUUCUAGAAUCAGCCUGGAACACAAGUGUUUGCAACCUAUCAUAGAUGUCCCUACUUUUUCUAGGUCCAACCUUUGAGCCCAUCCAGAAUCAAGUUUAUAUUUUGAAUGUUCUUCCAGAAUCUUCUAAAAGAAUCUACUUAAUUAAUGGGCAGAACAAAUCCUUAAAUCCCUCUCUUUGACUACCUAUUGUAUAUACUCAAAGUUCUUCUACAUCUAACCAAAGAACUCCCCCGUCUAGACUUAAGCCUUAUCUAGAAUCUUCUAAAACAAGUUCUGGAUCUCCUAAAGUACUUCUUAGAUCUUCUAAGGACUCCCUUAUUCUUCUCGACCAACCUCAACGUGCCCUUCUUCUACACUCAACUCUAAUGAUGAUGUCUUAUAGAACCAUAGAGCUUUCUAGAAUCAAUGCUUUUCCACAAAUAAACGUUCACACUUUGCACGUCUUCUAGAAUCAAACCUAGAACUCCCACUUCUUAGUUUCCUCUAGAAUCGUUCUUGAACCUUGAUUGUGAUUUGGACUUUUCCUAGAACCGUUUCCUCUACACCCAAACUCUUUCUAGAACCUGGUAGCUCCAAGCUGACGCCUUCAGGUUUUAAUCAAAAUGUCUGAACCUUCAGUGCAUUUACAUGGCAGAGAGUUGAAACGGUUCACAGCUGUGGACUUUGUGUUUACAUGGGGGGAUUUGAAUCAUUGUUUCCUACUGUAGCGUGAAAAAUAAAAUAGAAGACAGAAAGUAAUUAAAUCAAAUCUGAUACGUGCCAAAUAUCUACUUUUCCCAAAAUGACCUCUCUUUAAAGGAGUUGUGGGCUUGCCUGUGUACAUUAAUAUGACUCAGCAGAUUAUAUUGCAACUAUGUGAGAAGUGAAUGAUAGUGUGACAGUUAUUUUACCAAAGAAAAGUAGCAGUGAUGGUAUUUAGCAUGUGGGUGGAUGGUUUUUGGUCUGUAAUAAGCUUUUGCAUGGACCUUCACUUUGGGUUAAUAUGUUUUUAUAAAAGCCAGAAACAAAGUGUACUACUAGACAUAUUUUGUGAACCAUGUUUUAUAAUGUAUCAUAUAGGUAUCUUAUUUACCGGCAAAUGCAGAGCGAAUCUGUUAAAAAUAAAGUUGCUUGCUUACAUGCAUCUGCUAUUUGAAUUUUCAUAUGCUGAACGUGAUAAUAAAUUGUUGUUUACCCAUUUGAUUGAUUACCUGAGUAGUUAUGACUUCAAUGAAUUGCUCAGUCACUGCCUGGCAGCAGGAGAGUGUGCAGAAAGAUUCCCGCUUUGUUGUGAAUCAGCAUAUUUUCUUUCACUAUCGACAAUGCUGGUUUUGUACAUACAAAAAGUUACCUUUUCUAAGAUGACGGUUGGCCAUGAAAAUGCACUGGUUUGACAUGAUUCCUGAUUAACACGCUACUGCUGGCAGGUGAAAACCAUGUAACUCCAAAUUGUAAUCAAAUAAUGUACUCAACUCGUACUAAAAUACUUCCUCCUAUGCAAAAGUUUUAAAGGCUUAUCAAUAUUUUCAUAAGAGCAAUAAUAACUCACCAGAAGCUGCCAUUUUUGGAGGUACAAGGUUUUCCCCUUAAAGCAGAAAUACUGAGAUGUCUUACAUUACAUGGCAUGUCCUGUACUUGUACAUUGUUCCACUUUUGCUAUUUCCAUUCUGUCUACAUAUCCAAACGAGCAGAAAUAUAAAUAAACCCACAACAGUGAUCCACUC